AUUGAAAAUCCUUUUUUUAAUUCUUUUUUCUUAAAAAAAUAAAGCGAAAUUAAUUCUCGGAGCUCGGACUUGAGCUGUUAUCUACGAUUUGAUUCAUCAUCAUGGAUUGUUUUCGGUCCAGAUACAAUGGCGGCUUAGCAGCCCAUAACUAGACGCCUGAUUCUCCAGCUGAUCGACCUUUAGGCUCAGACUUCUUUUAAAUACUCUGAUGCUUCCUGUUCCCUCUGAUGGAUCCUGUCUGUUGACUCUCAGUUACCGGUUGCAACCUUAUCAUUAGUCUACAUUCUACUUGGUAUAGAUCACUCAAACGCUCCUAGGUUCUAUGCUCUGUCUGAGCUUCGGUUAAUCUUCCCAAACCAUCCUGACUUUAUACUUCCUGCCAUCUAUACUUGCUACUGCGCCUUUAAAUUUGCUUAGCAUACCUUCUCUUUCCCGCACAAGAUGCAUCGCUCUACGAGCAACUCGUACCAUCAGUCUUCGAGCUCCCGAAGCUCAUCCACCCACGGCUCCAGCAGUGCUUUCAGUCCCAAUGCCAACCCUAACGAGGACUGGACAAAGAUCUCAGAUCUUGCUGAACGUCGACGGAUACAGAAUCGCAUUGCUCAGAGGAACUACCGCAAGAAACUGAAGCGUCGCUUGGAGGACCUGGAAAAGAGGGCUGCCUCUGCUUCAGAGUCGCCAGAACGGUCCCACGAGAAACCGGAGCUGCCGAAGCAUGCGAAUCCUGUCAAAUCUCGCAGCAGGAACAAUCGCUCGUCCAAGUCAAACUCGGAGACCAGUCACAGCUCCAGGGAACGCCUUCCUCCUUACGACUGCUACAAUAGCCAAGACGACCGGGGUGCCAUGUUCUCUCACCAAUGCACAAGGCAACUGUCAGCGUCGCCCCCACCUGUGUUCUCAUACCCCUCGUAUCCGCACCUGGACCCAUACAGACAGUCCAACUAUGGCACCUCUCCCGCAUACAGUUCGACUUACAGUGACUUGUCGUCCUUCCAAGGGGAGUAUGGAACCCCAGUGCCUUCGAUCAUGCCUGUUGCGAUGUCUGCAGGCGGGCCACUGAAGAGACCACAUACAUAUGCGGACGAAGAGAUCAUCAGUCCCUUCAGUAUGAGCUACGCGACUAUGGCCGGCAUUGACUUGUGUCCGACUUCUCACCAUCCGGGUGAAUCUAAUAUUUCUAUCCCAUCUCUCUGUCAAUUAUUUGCUGAGGAUCAUUCCUCUCCGUCUACACCCGCUGAGACGUCCAUUCUCACGUGUCCUCUCACACCCGAGUCGGACCCGUGCUCCCCGCAUUCGUUUCCCUUUCUGUGAUUGAGCUGUCGUCGCUUAAUUGAGUUGUUGAAUUACCAAAUUUCUUUUUAAUGAUGUUACGAUACGCUUGGCCGGAUGGGAGUUAUGAACAAUCGGGUGUUGCUCUCCGCGGCGAUCUUGGCUUUUUUUCUUUCCUCGCUCAUUCUGGGCUGUUAUUCGUUUACGAGCUGAAUCGUUCUGCUCGGAGAAGAUCUCCUAUCAUAUGACGAUUUCUGGGCUUUCGGAUGCCCAUGUGGUGAUGCAUGACUCGGGGCGUUCAAUGUUUUACAUUAAGAGACGGAAGUUCAUCUUAGGAGUUGGAAUGGGAAUUGGCAGCAAUGCUGGGUUGAUUCACUCUUUUGUUUGUCCAUCCACCUUUCGCUCGUUCCGUCUUUCGGUUCCACUUGGAUUUAUUAGAAUACCAAAUGAAAUUAUAACCAAACAAUUGGC
This is a messenger RNA of Aspergillus novofumigatus IBT 16806, 1740 nucleotides long. RefSeq names its product bZIP transcription factor. Gene Ontology annotation, biological process: regulation of DNA-templated transcription. The transcript has 3 exons. Bases 442 to 1311 code for a protein of 289 amino acids. Gene Ontology annotation, molecular function: DNA-binding transcription factor activity. Lineage: Eukaryota; Fungi; Ascomycota; Eurotiomycetes; Eurotiales; Aspergillaceae. The record is from RefSeq and is a predicted model, not a curated record.